This is a messenger RNA of Zalophus californianus (California sea lion), 1773 nucleotides long. Its product is annotated as E3 ubiquitin-protein ligase RNF8-like. Gene Ontology annotation, cellular component: ubiquitin ligase complex; site of double-strand break; nucleus. Gene Ontology annotation, molecular function: histone binding; ubiquitin protein ligase activity. Lineage: Eukaryota; Metazoa; Chordata; Mammalia; Carnivora; Otariidae. The record is from RefSeq and is a predicted model, not a curated record. Gene Ontology annotation, biological process: ubiquitin-dependent protein catabolic process; protein K48-linked ubiquitination; double-strand break repair.
AUGGAGGAGCCCGGCUCGUGGGUCACGGGAGACCGCGCCGGUGGCCGGAGCUGGUGCUGGCGGCGGGUAGGGAUGAACGCCGAGUGGCUGCUGCUGGAGGACGGAAAUGAGGUGACUGUAGGGCGAGGAUUUGGUGUCACAUACCAACUGGUGUCAAAAAUCUGCCCUCUGAUGAUUUCCCGAAACCACUGUGUUUUGAAGCAGAAGCAGAAUGUCGAGGGCCAGUGGGCAAUUAUGGACAACAAGAGUCUGAAUGGUGUUUGGCUGAACAGAGAACGUCUAGAACCUUUAAAGGUCUAUUCUAUCCAUAAGGGAGACCACAUCCAGCUCGGGGUACCUCUGCAGAAUAAGGAGAAUGCAGAGUAUGAAUAUGAAGUUACUGAAGAAGACCGGGAGAGGAUGUAUCUUUGUCUUGCCCCAAAGAAUGACCAGGUGAUGGGAAAACAUAGGGGAUUGAGAACUAAAAGGAAAUUGAGUUUGGAUGAAUUGGAGGGUUCUGGAGCUGACGGCCCCUCAACUUUGAAAUCCAAAAUAAGUAAAGUGUCUUGUGAACCUGGUCAGCCAGUGAAGUCUCAUGGGAAAGGUGAGGUGGCCAGUCAACCCUCCGAAUAUCUGGAUCCUAAGUUGACUUCCCUUGAGCCGAGGGAGAAGGCCACAGAGGCUCAUGUUCACCCUGGCUCCGCAAAAGUCAUAGAGCUUCAUCCUAAGAAGCAGAAAGCCUCAAACCUUUCAGCGUCUCAAAGCAGCUUAGAGCUGUUCAAGGUGACCGUGUCCGGGAUUCUGAAGCUGAAAAUACAAAUGCAGGAAAACCAGGUAGCUGUCUUGAAGGUGAAAAAGCAGACCCAAAAAGGGAACUCAAAGAGAAUUGUGAAAAUGGAGCAGGAGCUGCAGGACUUACAGUCCCAGCUGUGUGCAGAGCAGGCCCAGCAGCAGGCCAGAGUGGAGCAGCUAGAGAAGACUUUCCAGGAAGAGGAGCCGCAGCAUCUCCAGGGUUUGGAGAAGGAGCAAGGAGAGGACCUGAAGCGACAGUUGGCCCAGGCUCUGCAGCAUCGGGCUCUAAUGGAAGAACUAAAUUGCAGCAAGAAGGACUUUGAAGCAAUCAUUCAAGCCAAGAACAAAGAAUUGGAACAGACCAAGGAAGAGAAGGAGAAGGUGCAAGCACAGAAGGAGGAAGUGCUUAGCCACGUGAAUGACGUGCUAGAGAAUGAGCUCCAGUGUAUUAUUUGCUCAGAAUACUUCAUUGAGGCUGUCACCUUGAACUGUGCCCACAGUUUCUGCUCCUACUGUAUCAAUGAGUGGAUGAAGCGGAAGGCAGAAUGCCCCAUUUGUCGGAAGGACAUCAAGUCCAAAACUCACUCCCUGGUUCUGGACAAUUGCAUUAAUAAGAUGGUAGAUAAUCUGAGCUCAGAAGUGAAAGAACGACGAAUUGUCCUCAUUAGUGAAGGAAAAGAGACACAGCGAGAGAGGGAACACAAGCAGGGGGAGUGGGAGAGGGAGAAGCAGGCUUCCCGCCGAGCAGGGAGCGCGACGUGGGGCUCGGUCCCAGGACCCCGGGAUCAUGACGUGAGCCGAAGGCAGACCCUGGGAUCAUGACCUGAGCCAAAGGCAGACGCUUAACGACUGAGCCACCCAGCAAAGAGACUGUCCUGAAGACCACGCUCCAGGGGCAUUCGAGGGACUGCCAGGCAGUGGAAGCUUGGGAGGGUCUGGAGGAUUAUCUGUGGACAGGUCUUGGGCCUCUCUGAGAUGGCGCUCAGGACGGAGCCCCGUGGG